CGGCAGGGCAAUCUGUACCACGUCGUAAGUAUCAUCACAAUGACUCAGAAUCGACUCUUUGAGAUCCCCCCUGGGGAUGUUAUCACCGUCAAACUGAUCAACCCGGUGAACUUUGGCCCUUCGCAUCUCAAACGCUUCAUGACCCCCCAAGUCCCAGGCCUCGACACCUUCGCCAGGAACCCAGCAUUUUCAUUCCUGCUUGAGCACAGCUCAGGUCGCAAGCUGGUCUUUGACCUCGGCAUCCGCAAGGACUACCAGAACUACGCGCCGAAGAUCGCAAACUAUAUCCCAACAACCGGGUACAAUAUCGAGGUCACCCAGAAUGUCGCGGAUAUCCUGCACGAGCACGGAAUUGCACCAAAGGAAAUCGAGGCUGUGAUCUGGAGCCACUGGCACUGGGACCACAUCGGCGAUCCAUCCAGCUUCCCCCCAACAACAGACCUCAUCGUCGGCCCCGGAUUCAAAGAAGCCCUACUCCCAGGCGCCCCUACAAACCCUGACUCUCCCAUCCUUGAGAGUGACUACACCGGACGCACCCUCCGCGAAAUCACAUUCAGCCCCGAUACCCUGCAAAUCGGCAAAUUCCCAGCCUUCGACUACUUUGGUGACGGCUCAUUCUACCUCCUCGACAGUCCAGGGCACGCAGUCGGACACCUAUGCGGACUGGCACGUACUACAAAGAACCCAGACACAUUCGUGCUUCUGGGCGGGGACAUCGCGCACUAUACCGGUAUAUUCCGGCCGUCGAAGCAUCGUCCUCUCCCUCUGCCGGCCUCUAUCACUGCAAACGAGUAUCCAUGGGACUCUUUGAAUCUAGAGGCGGGGUUCUGCCCGGGUAGUGCGUGGGAGGAACUGCAGGCUAGUCGGGGACGUACGAAGGAGGAUACUCUGUUUGAACCGACGUUUGGACAUGAUAUCCCGCUGGCGAUUGAGACGGUGAGGAAGUUGCAGGAGAUUGAUUGUGACGAGGAUGUGUUUGUGGUUAUUGCGCAUGACUUUGCAGUGCGCGAUGGGGUGGCGCAUUUCCCGGAGGCGCUGAAUGAGUGGAAGGCCAGGGGGUGGGGGAGGGAGUUGAGGUGGGCGUUUUUGAAGCAGUUGGAGGGGUAUUGGAGGAAGACAGGAAAUAAUACUUAGUACGUAUCCAGGUCACAAGAGUUAAUAUUGCUUGGCAGGUCGGCUUUCUUCCGUAGUUUGCUGGAGCUUUGUUGGAGCUGUGUAACCGAGUCGGCUGGUGAAGGCCGGCAGUCUGGAUUGGGGUAACCGACGGCUCGGAGCCGGAGAAGAGAAGAGUGUGGAAGUGGAGAGCGUCUGGAGAUCGGAUAGAUUAACCAAGUGUUCACCGGAG
Messenger RNA from Aspergillus versicolor CBS 583.65, 1345 nucleotides. RefSeq names its product MBL fold metallo-hydrolase. Lineage: Eukaryota; Fungi; Ascomycota; Eurotiomycetes; Eurotiales; Aspergillaceae. Bases 40 to 1134 code for a protein of 364 amino acids. The record is from RefSeq and is a predicted model, not a curated record. The transcript is spliced from 3 exons.